AUGACUUCCCUCAGAGGGAAAGUUGAUAAAACAGUUCACACAGGGCAGCUAGAGAUAGGUUUGCGUCUUGAUGGUAGAAAUUACAAUAAUCCUACAGUUCCAGAGAUAGCUGCACUAAUUCCUGGUGACUUUGUGAAGAAAAUGCCAGAACGUGAUAUCAUUUAUCCAUUGAUUCAUGUUUUUGGGGAAGAUGAUUUUAGACCCGGUAUAGAGAAAGGAUACAGACGCAAAACGAAAACAAAGAAGGUCAAGUGCAUUAGUAUGAGACAAUGGUUUGCAUUUCGCAUUCAAGAGAGAGAAGUGGAGUCAAAUUCGCUUUUACUAUCUAGGAGGUUGUUUCAGCUGUAUGUUGUAGAUGCCUUCACGGCAAUAGAGUCUAACCGUUUGAAAAAUAUACAGCUGAAUCAGUCUAAGCUAUGGUGUGAGAAUUACAGCUCUAUUAUAGAAGCUAAAGAAUCAGGGGAAAACAAAAUGGGGGAACAAGGCAAUCCUAUCUCAAUACAUUCUUCAUUCACUGGUGGACCAUGA
This is a messenger RNA of Camelina sativa (false flax), 528 nucleotides long. The record is from RefSeq and is a predicted model, not a curated record. Lineage: Eukaryota; Viridiplantae; Streptophyta; Magnoliopsida; Brassicales; Brassicaceae.